Molecule: messenger RNA, 1853 nt
Organism: Ziziphus jujuba (common jujube)
Lineage: Eukaryota; Viridiplantae; Streptophyta; Magnoliopsida; Rosales; Rhamnaceae
Product: ninja-family protein AFP1
Exons: 5
Coding region: 624-1790 (388 amino acids)
Biological process (GO): signal transduction; response to abscisic acid; negative regulation of DNA-templated transcription
Cellular component (GO): nucleus
Source: RefSeq, a predicted model, not a curated record
AAACAAGAAAAAAAAAAAAACAAAACAAAAAAAAAAAAAAUCUGGAAACAGAGAAACGGAAACACCAACCCAAAUUUUCUUUCAUUUGGAAUACAGAAAAACAAUUGCCCUUAAACUUGGACGAAAAUUACAAACCCGGUCCCCAAAACAGUGGGUUUUGAAGUGCAGAGAGGAAAAAAGUCCAGCUAGUUUACAGGUGGUGGAAGUGGUUCUCUGAAGCUGCAACUUGCAAGUCUCAGAGACAAAGCGUAACCGUACAUGAUGUGAUCAAGCUCUCUCUUCUCUCUUCACUUUCUCUCUCUAAACUCUCUCUCUUUCGUCGUCUUCUUCUUUCUUCUCCAUUCGAUGACCACGUGGACUAUUUCAAGUGCGGUGUCAAUUUGUAGCCUGUAAAACAUUUUUGCAUAUGAGAGAGAAAGAAAGAUGAAGAGAAAGAAAGAAAGAAUUAGAGAAGCAGAGCAAAACUGCUUUUGUUUUCAUCCUUAUAAAUCAAUCUCUCCUCUCGCUCUCAUUUCCACUUCGCCACCGUUUCUUCUCCAAUUCUCUCUCUAAACUCUAGAAACGAAGGGGAAGUUCGAUUUUUUUUUCACUUUUCGUCAAUCUCUCUUUCUCUCUCUGCAACAAUGGGUGAAGAUAAGGUCGCUGCUCUCAAAACUGGUUUGUUUUCCAUGCAAAACGAUGAUGAAAUUGAAAACCCAACAAAUUUUUUUCAGAGAUUUUCAUCCGAGAAAAUCCAAAUUUCCGUUUCUGAAGAAUUUUCUCAGCAGCCCGACCUCAGUCUCAGACUCUCUCUUGGCGGUCCAUACGGCGAAAACUCCAAACAAAACAACAACAACAACAACAAGCUUUUAGCUCGGUCUUCUUCUGUCGGUGGAGUUAUGGCCAACGAAGAAAGAGGAGGAGGAGGAGGUCAUGCUGACACCGGCGCCGGCGCCGGCGCCGGAAAACCCAAAACUCUACCGGCGGCGACCACCACAUAUCUUUCGCUCUCCAGAUCUUGUUCUCUUCCGGUGGAGUCGGAGAAGAGGAUGAUUGAGCUCAAAGAAUUUCAAGCAAUAAAGAGAAUGGUAGCGAAGAAGAGGAUGGUGGUGGAGAAGCAGAGGAACUGCAGCCGGGUUUCUUUUGAGGAUGAAAAGUCUCAGCCGGAGCCGGAGGUGACAUUGGCGGUGCCGGCACCGCCGAUUUCAUCGUCGGAGAUGGCGGCUUGGGCGGCGGCCUCUGCCACUAAGAGUCCUGCUCUGUCCCGUGCGAUUUUAAAGAUCAAGUCUCAGGGACAUGUGUUUGAUGGCAAACAGGCUGAAGGUACAGCACUUGGAAUACGAGGUGAUAUCGUCUUUUCUGGAUAUGAAGACUCAACUGCUGGAAAGAAAAUUUUGAGUGCAACACAAUCAUUGUCUGAACAGAGGGACAAAGAACCUGCUUUCACCACUCAGCCGAUAGCCAACGGAAAAUCUGUGGGGACUGCAGAAAACAAGCAGGAGAAUCCAACGAAGAAGGCCAAAGUUUCAAAUGGCAUUGUUCUUGACAACGGGAUGGAUGUGAUGACUAAAAUGCCGAGUGUGAGCUGUAUUGGAGAUGGCCCUAAUGGAAGAAGAAUCGAAGGAUUUCUCUACAAGUAUACAAAAAGUCAGGUUAAAAGAGAACUUCAAAACUUGCAAAUGAAUGGUGAAACUUUCUCUGUUCAUUAUCCUAUCUUUUGGCUGUCCUUUUAUGUAGAAUACAUCAUGUUUUGUUGUAAGCUAUUGCUUAUCUUUGCAUUGGUGAAGAAAAGAGGAAGACAGAAAACGUGACUUAUGAAGGAAUGGGUGUGUGUGGACACUUGAAAUCUGAAGUCAAUCUUGACAUUAAUACCA